GUAGGGCUCCCGGGGGAAACAGAUUCGGACUCAGUGCGACUUUCAUAGAAGUCUGCCAUUGCCAAGCCGAGACGCAGCCUAUUUAAGACAAUCACAUGAUUUCACUGGGAGUCAAAAUGGUCCGCGGGGGUCACUGGGUAGAGAGAGAGAGGGAGCGGCAAAGUGAGCGUGUGUGAGAGAAAGGGAGAGAGAGAGAGAGAGAGAGAGAGAGAGAGAGAGAGACUGGUCGGACUGUCUGAGUGGAAUAAAGGAAAAUGACUUGCCGGGAGAGUGGACUUGAAUUCAUGCGAUUUGCCGCCUCGGGAUACUGGUACACUUGGAAAUGAAUGGAGACCCAAAGUGGCACAACUGAAGAAGCCUGCAUCUGAGAGUCGUUGAUGCUUUAUUCAUCACAAGUCCCGCUGAACUGCUGCUGCUGCUGCUUCUGUUGGACGGGUUUAUUUAAGCGCAUAUUGGGACUGUUGGAAAGUAGCGGUGUGAUAUAGGCUUCAUUUUUUGGGGGGGUUAAAGGUGAUCCACAGACAUGACUUUCUUACGGAGUCGUGCAGAGUGGAAAAACUGGACGUUGCUCUUUUUCCACCUCUUUUGUUUUUUCACACUGGGCAAAAGCUUGCCUUCGAAUAACGGUGCUGACAGAGCAGAAUCUCACCAGGAAGCAUCGGCAUUACUCCGAUUUCUCAAUUUACCUCAACAUACAGAAUAUGAGAUUGUGUCUCCAUAUGAAGUCAACCACCAAGGUGCUUACAUCUCUCACGAAGUUGCCCACCAUCAGCGCAGAAGGCGACGCAGAUCCCUGAACCCAGAUGCAGGCUCAUCAAACACUGACAGCGGCGGUGAAAUGGUCCACUUCCGGCUAAGUGGCUUGGGGCAGGACUUCCACAUGGAGCUGAGGGAGGCCUCAGAGAGCCUGAUAGCACCUGGCUUUGCCAUCCAGGUCCUGGGAAAGAACGGCACCAAGAGCCUGAGGGCCUACCACCAGGACGACCUCUGCUUUUACCAGGGGUCGCUGAGGUCGAGGGUCAACUCCUCGGUGGCUCUGUCCACAUGCAUGGGGAUGUCAGGUUUGAUCAGAACGCAAGAUGCAGACUACUUCCUGAGACCCGUCUCCCUCAGUCUUGCCCAGAGAGAGAACUUCACGGCUCCCUCCAGUCACCAGCCGCACAUCCUCUACAAGACUGGGAGGGACUCUCACACAGAGCAGAGAGGUCACCGGCCUGGGGAGGUUCAGAAGCGAUCCACAGAUACAGCUCCUCACAAAUCACACACACACUUUGUCACCAAGAGAUCCGCGGACUCACCAACAGACCCCACCUACAACGCAGUCAAUGAAGAUCACCACAGGGACAGCCACAAUCAUCACCAUGGCAACGAUGAGAGCAAUAGUCCUGGCAGCCAGACGGAGCACCAUGGCAGUGGCCGUCACCGCAACAGCCACCGCCAUGACAACGACUACAGGCAUGGGGAGAAGCAGAGGCAACACUUCUGCGGGAGAAGGAAGAAAUACAUGCCCAAACCUCCAGAAAAGGAUGCUUUUAUCCUCCCAGAUGAGUACAAGUUUAUCCCCAGGAACAAAAGGGCAGUGCUGAUGAAGAACCAGGCCAAUCAGAACCUCAACGUAGAGACACUGGUGGUGGUGGACAGAAAGAUGAUGGAUAACCACGGCCAUGAGAACAUAACCACAUAUGUUCUCACUGUGCUUAAUAUGGUCUCCAGUCUCUUCAAAGAUGGUACAAUAGGGGGGAACAUCAACAUAGUGAUAGUUGGCCUCGUGCUUCUGGAUGAAGAGCAGGAUGGCUUGGUGAUCAACCACCAUGCAGACCACACACUGAACAGCUUCUGCCACUGGCAGUCUACUCUGGGAGGCAGAGAGGGACGCCACCAUGACCACGCCAUCCUUCUCACAGGACUUGACAUCUGCUCUUGGAAGAAUGAACCUUGUGACACUCUCGGUUUUGCUCCAAUUAGUGGGAUGUGCAGCAAGUACCGGAGUUGUACCAUUAACGAAGACACAGGCCUGGGUCUAGCAUUCACCAUUGCCCAUGAAUCUGGACACAAUUUUGGAAUGGUCCAUGAUGGUGAAGGUAAUGUUUGUAAGAAGUCAGAGGGCAACAUCAUGUCCCCCACAUUAGCCGGUCACAAUGGUAUCUUCUCCUGGUCUGCCUGCAGCCGCCAAUACCUCAGCCGCUUCCUCAAUUCUGCCCAGGCUCUGUGCCUAUCAGAUGAACCCAGAGCAGUCAAGGAGUAUCCGUACCCCGAGAAGCUGCCUGGCGAGCUGUACGAUGCAGACACACAGUGCAAAUGGCAGUUUGGGGAGAAGGCCAAACUCUGCACCCUGGAUUUUAAGAAGGAUAUCUGCAAGGCUCUGUGGUGCCACCGUGUUGGGAGGAAGUGUGAGACCAAAUUCAUGCCAGCUGCUGAAGGCUCUGCUUGUGGCCCUGAUAUGUGGUGUCGUAGGGGCCAGUGUGUAAAACAAGGUGACGAGGGCCCGAGGCCUCAGCAUGGCCAGUGGUCAGAGUGGUCAUCCUGGUCAGCCUGCUCACGAAGCUGCGAGAGCGGAGUUACCUAUCGAGAGAGGCAGUGCAACAACCCCAGACCUGCAUAUGGAGGGAAGUUCUGUGAGGGUUCCUCCAGGUCGUAUAAACUUUGUAACACUGAGGACUGUCCCCCCGAUGCCAUUGACUACAGAGCGCAACAGUGUGCUGAAUUCAACAGCAAACAGUUCAGAGGGUGGUACUACACCUGGAGACCAUACACAAGAGUGGAUGACCAAGAUGUAUGUAAGCUGUACUGCUUUGCUGAGGGCUAUGAUUUCUUCUUUGCCUUGGCCAGUAAAGUUAAGGAUGGGACACUCUGCUCACAGGACAGCUCUAACGUCUGUAUUGACGGACUGUGUGAGAGAGUGGGCUGUGACCGUGUGCUGGGCUCCACAGCUGUGCCCGAUGCUUGUGGGGUGUGUAAAGGAGACAACUCCACCUGCAAGAUCUACAAAGGACAGUACACCAAGCAGCAUUACACUAACCAGUACUAUGGGGUGGUCACCAUCCCAGCAGGGGCUCGGAGUAUCCGUGUGAUGGAGCUGAAUACAUCGAGCUCGUACCUGGCCGUCAGGGACACCCAAAGACGCUACUACCUGAACGGACACUGGACAGUGGACUGGCCAGGCCGACACCCCAUUGCAGGAGCCAUUUUUGAAUACAAGAGACCCUAUAACAGACCAGAGAGCCUCCUAUCAACUGGCCCCACCAAUGAGACUCUAAUCAUAGAGAUACUGCUGCAGGGCUGGAACCCAGGGGUACGUUGGGAAUACACUCUGAAGAAAGCUGAUGAGAAAAAGAAUCAUAUCAAACACAAUUAUACAUGGGCCAUCAUACGCUCCCAAUGCUCAGCAACUUGUGCUGGAGGCCAGAUGAACACCAAGUCAGCAUGCUACAAAGACCUGAGAGUGCAGGUGAACAUGUCCUACUGCAACCCCAGAUCAAAACCAGCCACCGGAUUGAUGCCCUGCAACACCCAACCGUGUCCUGCCAGCUGGUCUGUGGGAGAGUGGGGGGUGUGCAGCCGGAGCUGUGGAGGAGGAGAGCAGAUGCGCCAGGUCCAGUGCAUCCAGAGAACCAGCCAGGCCAAUGUAGACGCCCUGGCUGACUCUCACUGUGCCCAGCCCACCCCAGCCAGGAGGCAAGCCUGCAACACACACAGCUGUCCACCGGUAUGGACCACUGGGCCAUGGUCACAGUGUUCUCGUAAGUGUGGCAACGGCUUGAGGAAGAGGACGGUGCUGUGUACGAGCACCAACCCAGGUGCCCAGACACAAAUGAUGCCAGACAGUGUGUGUGCAGACCUGCUGAAACCUGCCGGUCAAGAAUCCUGCUUCAUUAAACGCUGCCAGAAACAACGAAAAGUCCAGUGGUUUGUCUCCACAUGGCAAGAGUGUUCAGUAACAUGUGGUCAUGGCCAUCAGGCACGCUUCAUCAAAUGUGCAGAGAAGGAUGCUGCAGGAAAAUACAGAGAGCUCGCUGCCAAGAAGUGCCACCAUGUCCCCAAGCCCACAGUAGAGCUCCAGAGGUCCUGCACCCUGGCUGAGUGCCCUGUCCGCACUACCCCACCAGUCCACAGAUGGAGCACGCACCAUCGUACCUAUCCACCUCAGCCCCUCCCUCAACCUCCGUCUUGGCCAGAAUGGCACUCAUCUCCUUGGUCCCAGUGCACUGUGACAUGUGGAGGAGGAGUACAGGCAAGGACGGUCCAAUGUCUGGCUCAGGGGAAGCCCUCUCCUGGCUGUGCGCUCCAUCUUAAACCCUCCAUGUCCCAGGCCUGCAACACCAACUUCUGCCCACAACCUGAGAAGAAAGACUUUGUGUGUAGGGAUUACUUCAACUGGUGUUACCUGGUGCCCCAGCAUGGAGUCUGCAACCACAAGUUCUAUGGCAAGCAGUGCUGCCAGUCCUGUUCAAAUUCAAACCUAUAAUCAUACAAAGUGACUCUGUCUGUGUCACAGACAGAUAGGUAGUUAGAUAGACAAAAGACUAUAUUUGACGUCCAUGCUUGAAAAGACAGUGUUUUUGCUUGAAGGCGUGUGGCGAGCACUGAAAAACAAAAGGACAUUUCAAUGGAAGUGCAAGAGAGUUGCAGUGCCCUCUCCUCUCCCUGCGAUGCCGGACAUCUGGAUACAAGAACUUGAUGGUGACAGCACUACACAGGAAUGUGAUCAGGACAGUACAAAUAAAGGAGAGAAUUAUGAGGAGGAACUAGCAAAAUGGGAAUCUUGAUUAAAGCGAAUACGACUGACAUGUCCAAAAGAAACUGAAAACCUGAAAAAUCCCAGCUUUGUUUAUAUACAGUAUGUAAUUGAACAGAUCUGUACCCAGGACACCCAGCAUCUCACAGUCAACUGAGGGCCAAUGAUGGCAGACAAACAGAGAAAAACGGUUGACGAGGUCUCAAGCUCUGCCACGCAACAUGUGAUACGCCCUGCUGAGCGCUGCAGUUCUUGAUGAAUUGGAAAUCUGGGGUCUGAUAAUGAAAAGGGAUGUUUCAAAGAAACAAGUUAGAAAACAUAAUUGUACUCUAAGGCUUGAUAAAAAACAGGCUGGGAAUAAUCACAGUGGGCUUCCUCAAUAGCUGGACAAUAGCAGAAUGUUCUGUGUUGUCAUAUAAAAGAAAAAAAAGGAAAAAAAAAACAAAAUGCAUCAUACAUGAGAGAACUGUUCUGAGAUGGGUCUAGGCUGUGUGAACUGGCUUUCCUACUCAGUGGUGCUACAACGUUGUCUUUUGUCACCAAAUCAAUGUGAAAUCCUCAAGUUUCAGGAAAGAACAACUGAAUUGUGUGACCCAUGUACAGUAUUGUUUAUUUUAUUUAUUGGCUUUACAAUACAGCGUUGCUGGAAGACUGUAUUAAUAAGCAGUAUAAAUAUGUCCUUUUAUUACUCUACCCUAAGACCAUUACCCUUAUAUUUUGUAUUAUGUUUCAUAGGAUUUCAUGCUGACAAACUGCACCUUUUUUACUCUAAACAUUUAUUUUAUUUUUGAAGAAAAACAUCUGUGAUGUCAGAAGCCCAAUUCAGCAAUGUCAACAUUGAUUAGUGAUCAUUCACAACAGCUGGUGAGUGGUAAUCAAUAUCAAUAACAAAAUGUAUGAGCAUGCUGUUUAAGGAGGCACUGCUCCAUUUUUACAUUACACUGUCCUACAUUAUUACUCAAGGCAGUCAUGUAUUGCAUGCAUUGGUAUGGCACAAAAAUAAUGCAUUACAUAUUGGUUAUGAUUGAAAGCACUGGCAGAUGAUGGUUAAUGCUAUUUCAAUGUGAGUUUAACAGUGUAAAUGAAAUAACAAUAAACAAAUGUGUGUCAUGUCAGCA
Lates calcarifer (barramundi perch) is the source of this 5853-nucleotide messenger RNA. RefSeq names its product A disintegrin and metalloproteinase with thrombospondin motifs 16. Gene Ontology annotation, biological process: proteolysis; extracellular matrix organization. Gene Ontology annotation, molecular function: metalloendopeptidase activity. The record is from RefSeq and is a predicted model, not a curated record. The coding region runs from base 524 to 4465 and encodes 1313 amino acids. Gene Ontology annotation, cellular component: extracellular matrix. The transcript is spliced from 24 exons. NCBI's taxonomy places the organism in Eukaryota, Metazoa, Chordata, Actinopteri, Centropomidae.